GUUUGAUUAAGUCCAUGAAUUCGAUCUAGCACAAGAUUAUACUAUAAAGUGGUAUUGAAUCAAGUAGAUCAUCAAGCCAACUCAAUCAUUUUGGCCAAUUAAAAAAAGUCAUCAUGUAUGUAACAAGGCUUCUGUCUAUGUAUAGAAGGUCUCCUGCGUCACUAUCUGUACCAACGCCGGAAGGGCCAAAUUCCGGCUAUCUUGUACUCCACGAUGAAGAGGCCGAUGAGACCACAUGUUUCGGAUGCUGUGAAGAUACUUCUGUGAAAGACUUGCCUUUCCCUCAGAACAAGGAUCUCUCAGUUGAAUAUGACUCAGAUAAUGAUGAUGCUGCCUUCAUUCCAGUUCUUGAUAAGCCUUUAUCUGCUAAUACAUAUUAUGUGAUACGCCGGCACGGUAAACGCAAAGGGGAAGUGUACACAAAUUCAAAAGAAGAGGACAUGACAGAUUGCUGCUUUGGUAAAUCUGUUCAAGAUGUAAAACCAAAGCCACUGGAUCCAUCAGACAUAUACCAACAAAUUGAGAUAGUUCCGAGGAGGCAACGCGGUUACUAUACUGCCAAGGCUGUUGCUUCAGAUGGCGUUCCUCCUUAUUUUCUGAGGAGAAAGGGUUGGUCAGUGACCAUGUCCACGCCCCAUCAUUACCAACUAGGUGAAGCUCCAGGACUCAACGCUUCUAAGCGAUCAGGCCUUCCUGGUUUCGACUUUCCAUUGUCGAAAGAUUGUUCCGAGGCUAUGCUAGUUGGUAAGUGGCAGUGUCCUUUUUUGUUUAUCAAGGAAGGUGGACUGAAGUUGAAGCACCAGAUGAAGCAAUGCAUGUUCUAUGAAAUGAGACUGGAGCAAAGAUGGGAGAGAAUUUUCGACAAGUAUUAUGAAGGAAAUAGCAGGAAUGCUAAUGCUGUGUUUGUGGAUGCAUUUGUCCAAAGAGAGGCGGUGUAUAUUGGUGGAAGAGAAGCUUUUUCUGAUAAUCUUGACAGACCUAAUAUCGCCGAUGAUGGUUUCAUGUGGUUCAAGAGUUCUGAUGGUGUGGGAGGAGAAAGGAGUGUAGGGUUGAGCAUGAAAAUUGUGGAGAGAAUGAAAUGGGAGCAAGAAAGAGUUGGUUGGGUUGCUGGGGAGGAAAGAAAAGUGCGAGUGAAGAGAAAUGAAGAGUUUGGAGGAACUGGAGGUUGGAACAGAUUUGCUUGUUAUGUGCUGGUGGAGAGGUUUGCGUUGAAGAGAAUGGACGGAAGCUUAGCACUAUUGGCAUACGAUUUCAAGCACAAUCACCAGAUUAGGUGCAAAUGGGAAUGAAAAACUUGCAGUGUCUAUUAGAAACAAGUCAUGUAUAUUAGUAUAUAGAUUGUGAAACAGUCUGGUGGGAUGUUCCUCCGAUGUUUAUUUCAUCACAUUGUACCAGUGACCAAUUGGGUUUUUCUCAAUUUCGGUUUCGUUAGUUUGUUGGCAUUAUAUGAAGGUUUUGAUUUGGUCCU
Messenger RNA from Argentina anserina (silverweed cinquefoil), 1468 nucleotides. RefSeq lists its product as uncharacterized. Bases 114 to 1289 code for a protein of 391 amino acids. The transcript is spliced from 2 exons. The record is from RefSeq and is a predicted model, not a curated record. NCBI's taxonomy places the organism in Eukaryota, Viridiplantae, Streptophyta, Magnoliopsida, Rosales, Rosaceae.